Penicillium cinerascens is the source of this 1083-nucleotide messenger RNA. RefSeq names its product esterase/lipase family protein. Lineage: Eukaryota; Fungi; Ascomycota; Eurotiomycetes; Eurotiales; Aspergillaceae. Bases 1 to 1083 code for a protein of 360 amino acids. The record is from RefSeq and is a predicted model, not a curated record. The transcript has 3 exons.
AUGUCUGAACCUCGACCCGUCAAGCCUUUUGGCUUGUCUCAGGUCUACGUUCCCCGCGGUGACCCCACGGUGGAUAUUGUUUUUGUUCAUGGUCUCAACGGCCACCCUCACGACUCUUGGACCAGCAAGCCCAGCAAAACUGAGAAGGGCGGCUGUUUCUGGCCCGUUGAUCUACUGCCAGAGAUUCUUGCCCCACUACGUCCUCGCAUCUUGACCUAUGGCUAUAAUGCAAGCGUCGCUGCCUUCACCGAUGGCGCGUCGCGCGACUCGAUCGUUAGCCAUGCAGAGACACUGGCGUCCAAUCUUGCUGCCAACCGAAAUUUGCGAAACUGCUCCGAGCGCCCGAUCAUCUUCGUCUGCCACUCACUGGGUGGCUUGGUCGUCAAGCGCGCCAUAAUCUACAGCCGAAGCUUAUCCAGUGAGAAGACUGAACACCUGCGCUCCGUCUACGUGUCGACAUUCGGCAUCCUGUUUCUCGGUACACCGCAUAACGGCUCCGACAUUGCGAAAUGGGGCUUGUUGUUGCAGAACAUCUGUACUGCCGUUCUCCCCAAAAAGGUUAUGGAGGGCUCAUCGCAGCUCGUGCAGGCCCUGCGAAAGGAUAACGAGACAUUACAGCAUAUCAACAGUCUGUUCGCUGAUAUCAUGGGUCGCUUUCACAUCUACCUGUUCCAUGAAACUCGGUCGACCGAUAUGCGAGGGACGCGUGAGAUCAUUGUCGACGAGGCAUCCGCAGCGCCAUACCUUGAAGGUGUCGAGCGAAUGGGCAUCGAGGCGGACCACAGCCACAUGUGCAAGUUUGACGACGAGAAUGCUCCUGGCUAUGAAGUAGUCGCCGAGGCCAUCCUCCGAUACUCGCGCCAGGCUCCCUCUAUCAUUGCAGAUCGCUGGGUUGAAGAAUACAAGUCUCGCCUGCUGGAGAAGAAGGCCAAGGCUCGGGAAAUUUACGACGGUAGAGUAGAUGAUACCGUGGAACGCAGCAUGCCGGAGUCGAUCACGCCUGGUAGGGCUUCACACCUUCUACCUUCUCCGGAAGAAUCAGUUACUUUGAAGGAAUAUGAGAUUGAGGAGCCCUCUGUUUGA